AUGUCGCAACCGCCCCAACAAGGUUUUGUGCCUGAAAAAGUUCAGGAAUUCAAUCGAAGAGCUUCUCAAGAAAUGUCAGAAGCUAUUGCUCAUCACAAAAUGAGAACUCAAGAUACUCCGAAGAAAGAGGCUCUGCAAACCCAGAAUGGCACUGAAAAGCCCCAAACGUCUGAUAAACCACUUAAAGAUGAAAAGCCUAAGGUUGAAACUGGUUAUACAAGACAGCACAUGGACAGCAAGAACCCAUUUUCUCCCCACUUUUACCGAAGCAGCAGCAGACCACAUGGUCACUUCGAAAUGGGUCCUCGAGGCCUUGACUACUCACCCCAUCGCGUGGGAUUAGACUUCUCUAAUAGACUGCGUGAUUACGGGCCGCAACGCUCUACUUCUAUUCAUGGGCAUGAGCUCACUGAUGCACCAAUGAAGCCCGAGUAUCUUGGUCAUAGAAGCCACUUUGGCAGUCAGAUCGUACCUGGUGGGAUCAACCAUCCCGAUGUGGUCUUCAGGCACGAUUAUUACACUCAAAUGGGAUUCUCUCCUCCAAGAGCAUCUCGGUUCUCCUCUCAGGAGUACUUGAAUGCUCCAGCUCAGUAUGGAAGGUGGCCUGACUACAGGGCGGAGUAUAGGCAGCGUCGGCGUUCACAACAGGACCUGCCGUCUCUCGGACACAGUCCUGAAUCAGGUAUUUAUUACUUCUGUAAUUGUCUCUAG
Arctia plantaginis is the source of this 711-nucleotide messenger RNA. The record is from the annotation of a GenBank genome assembly. NCBI's taxonomy places the organism in Eukaryota, Metazoa, Arthropoda, Insecta, Lepidoptera, Erebidae.